AUGAAUUUGACUUCCACUGCCUCUUCUUGUUUUUUGCUUGAGGAUUUUUCCGACCUUUAUUUUCUUCAUCAUGGAGAAAGCCCUGGUUUGAUCUUGGUUUCUCAGCCUUUGAAUGGUAAGAACUACUAUACGUGGAGAAAAUCAAUGUUGACAGCUCUCAAUGCCAAGAACAAGAUGGGUUUUUUGGAUGGAAUUUUUUCUCAGCCUGAAAAUCAGUUUAACUCAUCGUACAUUCUAUGGUUUCGUUGCAAUAACAUGGUCCUUUCAAGGAUCUUGAAUUCUCUUACACGAGAAAUUGUUGUCAGUGUUAUCAGCACUUGGAUUGCUGAAGAAGUUUGGAAGAAUUUGAAGAUCAGAUUUACACAAGGUAAUGAUCCCAGUUUAUUUCAACUCAAGAAAGAUCUUGCUUCAUUAGUUCAAGAUAAAUCUUCUAUUAGUUCUUAUUACAGGAAGUUGAAAGCUGUAUGGGAUGAAUUUUCUACUAUGAAACCAAUUCCUAGUUGUUCUUGUAAUUCGAGUUGUUCUUGUGGAGCCUUAAAAACAUUAAUUGAUCAACAUAAAAAAGAAUAUGUUGUUCAAUUUUUUAUGGGUCUUAAUGACUCUUUUACACAUAUUCAAGGACAAAUUCUGCUCAUGGAUCCAACGUCAUCCAUUGAUAAUGUUUUAUCACUUACUUUACAAGAAGAAAAGCAAAGAAACGUGGUGGGAUCAUCCUUGAUGACUGAAAAUGUUGCUUUGUUAACAAAAGAUGUUCUUGGAACAAUGGUUUAG
Molecule: messenger RNA, 771 nt
Organism: Malania oleifera
Lineage: Eukaryota; Viridiplantae; Streptophyta; Magnoliopsida; Santalales; Ximeniaceae
Exons: 1
Coding region: 1-771 (256 amino acids)
Source: RefSeq, a predicted model, not a curated record